Leishmania mexicana MHOM/GT/2001/U1103 is the source of this 2043-nucleotide messenger RNA. RefSeq lists its product as hypothetical. The coding region runs from base 1 to 2043 and encodes 680 amino acids. Lineage: Eukaryota; Euglenozoa; Kinetoplastea; Trypanosomatida; Trypanosomatidae. Gene Ontology annotation, cellular component: nucleolus; small-subunit processome; 90S preribosome. The record is from RefSeq and is a predicted model, not a curated record. The transcript has a single exon. Gene Ontology annotation, biological process: maturation of SSU-rRNA from tricistronic rRNA transcript (SSU-rRNA, 5.8S rRNA, LSU-rRNA). Gene Ontology annotation, molecular function: protein binding.
AUGCCGCCCACCACAUCAUCGACAUCCAGGUCUUCACCGCCGGUGGCCACGGCCGCACCGCGACCGGUUGGGGCACAGCAGAAGCCCUCCAAAGAGGUGCAGGAGCUCAUCGACAAGCGCACGGAGGAGCUGAAGCAGGAGACGGGGCAGCAUGAGAAAAAAUUCAUACAGGGCCGGUGGGUGACCGACACAGCCGCCCUGCGCAACCGCGGGACGCGCCGACGGGAGGAGCUGAACCGACAAGCCCCCAAGAGACUCGCCAAGGUGGACAUGUACUAUCAAAUGGAGGAGGAGAACACCGGGCUUUUGCUGGACGAUCACGAGGUGGCCGACCGCAUCUCGCAGCGCGACAUUACCAGUGGCGUGGAUCUGCAGACCCAGCAGAAGCGUUACAGCCUCGUGCUGGAUAAGCUGGGGCCCUACAAGGUUGACUUUUCGAUGAACGGCACGCACCUGCUGCUCGCGGGCCUGCGUGGCCACAUGGCCAAUAUUCGCUGGAAAUCCUUUCAGCUUGAGGGCGAGACACAACUGAAGGACCGCAUCAGCGACGCCAUCUUCCUGGUCGACCACAGCAUGACGGCAGUCGCGCAGAAGAAGUUUGUCUACAUGUACACGAAAGAGGGAGCGGAGAUGCACCUCCUCUCCAAGAUGGCGCACAUGGACCGUCUUGGGUACCUGCCAAAGCACAUGCUGCUCGCAGCCACUUCAUCCACCUAUAGCAUAAUGCAGUAUCUGGACAUUAGUACCGGACAGGAGGUGGGCACCAAAGUGCCCGCCGUCAUGCACGACCCGACGAGCUGUCUCGCCGUGAACCCCAGUAAUGGCGUCACCGCCACAUGCGAUCUGCGUGGCGUUGUGAAGUUUUGGUCACCAACGGUGGUGGACCCGCUGUUGCAGCUUAAGGGCCACAAGGGCGUCAUCGAGGAUAUCUGCUUCCACCCGAAUGGCCGCUUUUUCUUGACCCUCGGCGGCGACCACGCGAUGAAAGUAUGGGAUUGCCGCACGCUCCGCACGUUGGAGGAGUACGCCGUCACCUAUAGCUUUCACACACUCGACAUCUCCAGCAGCGGCCUCGUGGCGCUCGGCGGUGGCACAAACGUGCACAUCUGGAAGGAUAUGUUCACCGCCGCCAAGCCGAGCUCGCCCUACAUGAAGUUUGGCCUCGGCUACGGCAAUAUUGCCGAGCAGGUGCGGUUCUGCCCCUUUGAGGAUGUGAUUGGCAUCGGCCACUCGCGCGGCUUUACGUCGCUUCUGAUCCCGGGCUCUGGGGAGGCGAACCCCGACUUCUACUACGCCAACCCGCACGAGACGGAGCGGCACCGCAAGGAGCGGGUGGUGACGAACCUGCUCGACAAGCUUCCGCCCGACACCAUCUCGAUGGAUAUCCAGGUCCCCGGCGUCAAUGAAAAGAGACUGGCGGAGUACAACGAAAAUCUGCGCCUAAACCGCAAGGCGCGGGCGAUUCGCGAGAAGAAAAUGCGGCGCGCUAGCAAGUCGCUGGGAGAGGCGGCGCCGACCGGUCUCUUGGUGGGCCGGGACGAAGAAGUGGAUGAGGAACUCGGCUACAAGGAAGCACCCAAGACAAAGGAGAUCAAGUCGAAGCAGGAGCUGCAGCGGGAGCGCAAGAUGGCGAAAUGGGACAAGAAGGAUAGCGCUGAUAAGGUGCGCAGCAAACAGACGCUCCGCGCCUCCCGCAUUGUACAGCGUAACCGCGCGCAGAUGGAACGCGACGCACGCAACGGCGUGUACGACGAGAACGCGCUGGACGCUGAGGAGGCAGAAGCGCUCGCUGCGGCGUCUCGGGCCGCAAGGCAGCGCAAGAAACUCGCUCGUAAGGAGACACUCGAGAUGGCGAACGACAUUCGUGGACAGCUUCGACAGGACUUGGACUACGAUCUGGAGGCGCCUCCAGCGCAGCGUCGCCGUCUUCAGAAGUCAUACCACGGCAGCGACACAGACGGCCGCGGCGCUGAGGAGCGUGGCAGCAGUGGACCAGAGGCCGAUGCACGUACGAAUGCCGCGUUCAAGCGCUUCCUUCGGUGA